Messenger RNA from Callorhinus ursinus (northern fur seal), 8667 nucleotides. Lineage: Eukaryota; Metazoa; Chordata; Mammalia; Carnivora; Otariidae. The record is from RefSeq and is a predicted model, not a curated record.
UCUCCUGAGUCCUUUCCCGAACGGCUCGCAUCAUCAGUAAUGAGCAGGAGGGCCUCUUCCGUCCAACCGGGCUGCCGGCCGCCGUCAUCUGUCACUGGGGUCGAGAAGGAGGCGAGACCCAACUGGGCACUCUUUUUCGUGGCGGAGGCUGCAGCGACCGUGGACCUUUCACGACGGGGGGAGGUGCUGUACGUCCAAGAUGGCGGCGCCCUGUAGGCUGGAGGAACUGUGAGGUAAACAGCUGAGGGGGAGGAGACGGUGGUGACCAUGAAAGACACCAGGUUGACAGCACUGGAAACCGAAGUACCGAUUGUCCCCAGAACAGUCUGGUAGUGGCACCAAUGAAGAGCCUGCAGAGUCGCUAGUGCACGUCCCGGACCUGGCGCAGCACAGUUGUGUAAGAUAAUGGCCCAGCAAGCGAAUAUCGGGGAGCUCCUGUCCAUGCUGGACUCUCCCAUGCUGAGUGUGCGUGAUGAUGUGACAGCUGUCUUUAAAGAGAACCUCAGCUCUGACCGUGGUCCGAUGCUCGUAAACACCUUGGUGGACUAUUACCUGGAAACCAAUUCUCAGCCGGUAUUGCACAUCCUGACUACCUUGCAAGAGCCACAUGACAAGCACCUCUUGGACAAAAUGAAUGACUGUAUGGGCAGAGCCGCUUCUCGGCUGCCCGCACUGUCGCUGCUGGGGCACGUCAUCAGGCUGCAGCCACCUUGGAAGCACAAACUCUCUCAAGCACCUCUUUUGCCUUCUUUACUCAAAUGUCUCAAGGUGGAUACCGAUGUCGUCGUCCUCACAACAGGUGUCUUAGUGUUGAUAACCAUGUUACCAAUGAUUCCACAGUCGGGGAAGCAGCACCUUCAUGAUUUCUUUGAUAUUUUUGGCCGUCUUUCGUCGUGGUGCCUGAAGAAACCAGGCCACGUGACAGAAAUCUAUCUUGUCCAUCUCCAUGCCAGUGUUUAUGCUCUCUUUCAUCGCCUCUACGGAAUGUACCCUUGCAACUUUGUCUCCUUUCUACGCUCUCACUACAGUAUGAAGGAGAACUUGGACACUUUUGAAGAAGUGGUCAGGCCAAUGAUGGAGCACGUGCGAAUUCACCCGGAAUUAGUGACUGGAUCCAAGGACCACGAACUGGACCCUCGAAGGUGGAAGAGAUUAGAAACACAUGAUGUUGUAAUAGAGUGUGCCAAAAUCUCUCUGGACCCCGCAGAAGCCUCGUACGAAGACGGCGACUCUGUGUCCCCGCAGGUGUCCGCGCGCUUUCCUCAUCGUGCGGCCGAUGUGGCCGCCAGCCCUUAUGUCGACACGCAGAAUAGCUGUGGGAGUGCUACCUCGACCCCUUAUUCCAGCUCUUGGCUGAUGUUGUUAAACAUGCCCGGGCAGCCACCUCAGACUCUGAGUCCCCCAUCGACACGGCUGUUGACUGAGCCGCCACAAGCUACUCUUUGGAGCCCAUCUAUGGUUUGUGGUAUGACCACUCCUCCAACUUCUCCUGGAAAUGUCCCAUCUGAUCUGUCACACCCUUACAGUAAAGUCUUUGGUACAACUGGUGGAAAAGGAACUCCUCUGGGAACCCCAGCAACGUCUCCUCCUCCCGCCCCACUCUGCCACUCGGACGACUACGUGCACAUUGCCCUCCGGCACGCCACAGCCACACCCCCCAAGAAGGAAGAGAAAACAGAUUCAGCAAGGCCCUGUCUACACAGACAGCACCAUCUUCCAAACGACAGAGGAUUAGAAGAGCUACCUGGCAGCAAAGGUUCUGUCACUCUAAGUGACCUUCCAGGGUUUUUAGGGGACCUGGCCUCUGAAGAAGAUAGCAUUGAGAAAGCUAGAGAAGAAGCGGCGAUAUCUAAAGAACUCUCCGAGAUCACGACGGCCGACACCGAGCCCCUGGUUCCUCGAGGAGGCUUUGACUCUCCCUUCUACCGGGACAGUCUUCCGGGCUGUCCUCGCAAGAACCAUUCGGCCACCUCUGGUGCUCAGGGUGCCAAUGUGAACCCCGAGCCUUUAAACUCCUCCCUGGACAAGCUUGGGCCUGACACACCAAAGCAAGCCUUUACUCCCAUAGACCCACCCUGUGGAGGCGCCGACGAAAGCCCUGCCGGGAACAGGGAGCACCAGACUUCGCUGGAGACCAACAUCCUCACUCCCAGCCCUUGUAAAAUUCCACCUCAGAGGGGAGUGGGGUAUGGAAGUGGGCAGCCUCCCCCUUAUGAUCAUCUUUUUGAGGUGGCAUUGCCAAAGACCGCCCAUCAUUUUGUCAGCAAGAAGACCAAGGAACUGUUAAAGAAAGCAAAAGGAAAUGCAGAAGAAGACUAUCCACCCUCAACCUCCCCCGCGGAAGUCCUGGAUAGACUGAUCCAGCAGGGAGCAGAUGCGCACAGCAAGGAGCUGAACAAGUUGUCUUUACCCAGCAAGUCUGUUGACUGGACCCACUUUGGAGGCUCUCCUCCCUCAGAUGAGAUCCGCACCCUCCGUAACCAGUUGCUUUUACUGCACAACCAGUUACUCUAUGAGCGUUUUAAGAGGCAGCAGCAUGCUCUCCGGAACAGGCGGCUCCUCCGCAAGGUGAUCAGGGCGGCGGCGCUGGAGGAACACAACGCUGCUAUGAAAGACCAGUUGAAGUUACAAGAGAAGGACAUCCAGAUCUGGAAGGUUAGCGUGCAGAAGGAGCAGGCCCGGUGCAGCCAGCUGCAGGAGCAGCGAGACACGAUGGUGACCCAGCUCCACAGCCAGAUCCGGCAGCUGCAGCACGACCGGGAGGAGUUCUACAACCAGAGCCAGGAGCUGCAGACGAAGCUGGAGGACUGCAGGAACAUGAUCGCAGAGCUGCGUCUGGAACUGAAGAAGGCCAACAGCAAGGUGUGCCACACGGAGCUGCUGCUCAGCCAGGUGGCCCAGAAGCUCUCAAACAGUGAGUCGGUCCAGCAGCAGAUGGAGUUCUUGAACCGGCAGCUCUUGGUCCUUGGAGAGGUCAACGAGUUGUAUCUGGAACAACUGCAGAGCAAACACUCAGACACCACAAAGGAGGUAGAAAUGAUGAAAGCUGCGUGUCGGAAAGAACUAGAAAAAAACAGAAGCCACCUUCUCCAGCAGAAUCAGAGGCUCGAUACCUCCCAGAAACGGAUUUUGGAACUGGAAUCUCACCUGGCCAAGAAAGACCACCUUCUUUUGGAGCAGAAGAAAUAUUUAGAAGAUGUCAAAGUCCAGGCGAGAGGACAGCUGCAGGCUGCAGAGAGCAGGUAUGAGGCUCAGAAAAGGAUCACCCAAGUGUUUGAGUUGGAGAUCUUAGAUUUAUAUGGCAGAUUGGAGAAGGACAGCCUCCUGAAGAAACUUGAAGAAGAAAAAGCAGAAGCAGCCGAAGCGGCAGAAGAAAGGCUUGCCUGUUGCAAGGACGGCUGCUCGGAUUCCCUAACAGGGCACAGUGAAGACGCAUCUGGCCACAACGGCGACACCAAGCACCCCCGACCUGGCGGCAGCGCGCGGGCCGGCGGUGCGAGUAGAGGGGGUGGAGCUGGCCGUGGUGGCAGCAGCAGUGAGCUUUCAACCCCGGAGAAACCCCCCAUCCAGAGGGCCGGCCUCUUCAGCAGUCGGUGGGAAACUACUGUGGGAGAGUCUGCCACCAGCAUCCCCACGACUGUCGGCUCCCUUCCCAGUUCAAAAAGCUUCCUGGGCAUGAAGGCGCGAGAGUUAUUUCGUAAUAAGAGUGAGAGUCAGUGUGAUGAGGACAGCGUGACCAUCAGUAGCCUUUCUGAGACGCUAAAGACAGAACUGGGCAAAGACCCGGGUGCGGAAGCCAAGACCCCCCCGAACCUCGACGGCCCGCACCCCUCCCCCCCGAACCUGGACAGUGUUGGACAGCUGCACAUCAUGGACUACAACGAGACUCAUCAUGAACACAGCGAAGGAUGACGGUCACUCAGUGUUAACUUGCAGGUUGCUGGCGUAGAACAGGAGGUGUGAAUGCACGUUCCCAGGCUUUCCUGUCUCCAGGGUCUGGGUGGCUAGCUCACGCGGUGGAAAUGGGAUGGAGGUCCUUUUGACAGUUGACUGAACGCAGAACGGUUUUUGGAUCUGGCAUUGAAAUGCCUCUUAACUUUCCCCUCAGCCCACUCCCCAGCCUGUCUUUCAUUUACCCAGCAGUGUGGACUAAUCCGAGGGCCAGUUUGCAUUCCUCAGUAGCUUUAUUUUCUUCCUUCCCCCACAAUGGUUGCGCCCUUUGAACCUGUGCAAUAUGAGGCCAAAUUUAAUCUUUGAGUCUAACACACCACUCUCUCCUUUCCUGAAACUCGGAGAAUGGGUUGGCUCUCCGUUAGCCCAGGUAAUUGGUGGUGUUGCAGGUAAGUCUGGUCUUGUCCCUUUCCACAGGGAUGUAGCUUGCGAAGCUGGUCAACUUCAUGUGGAAGCUUUUCACGAGACUUUGUCACUGCUUUUUGGUUCUGAAGUGCAGCCUCUAAAGCAGCAGAUCUAGAGAAACAAUUGUUUAUUCUCCCUUACGUUCUUUUGGCAGUUCUGAUAAGCUUCCUAGAAAGUUCUGUGUGAACAAACGUCUGUUGUUAGAGGAGUCUGGAGCUGGCACCAUGGAGACCAUCCUUUUCCUUUGGGAAUGCUCUGUCCCUCCUUCCCCGCUACCUCUUAUUUAUUUGGUGUUUGCUAGAAAGCUGGGACUGCUCUGACCAGGCUGGCGUAGGGGUGGUAAAACCCACUCUCUGCAGGAGGGGAGGUUGGUGGCUUGAGCAGUUGCCUGAGAAGCGCUUGUGGACGAGGAACUGCCCCUUGGGCAGGGCUGUGCCAGCUGAGCCUCGGGGUUCACCCCCCCCUGCCUCGGUCUGUCUGCCUCUCUCCCUUCGUGUUUCCAUGAGCCUCUCAUCUAUGUCAGCUUCUUGGUGAUGCUGCUGCAGAAAGGCUCUGAAGGCCCAAAGAGUUUCUUCAGCAUUUAAAUGACCAUUGCUUCUCAGGCUGGUAGAGCCCCCUCGCCGUUGCUGAUUCUAGACCACCAAAAAGGUAACAGCUUUCUCACACCAACCUAACUUUCCGGGGCCGGCCCUCCAGGGAGCUUGAUGCUGCUCCCUUCCCACACAUUAGUGGUGGCCGAGCAGUUCAGAGCAGAGUCCUGGCGAGCGUUGACCAAGGCGGUCUGACGUGCACCCUGGGCUGCCUGCACACGCUCAGGGGAGGUGACCCCAGCACAGCAUCUGAAACUCAGUACAGGCUCCAGAGGUAGAUGCUAGAAGCCUAAGCGCUGUUGCUUAGUGUCCCAGCCGAGGCAAGGAGAGACCGGCAGGAAAGAGCCGGUGAACUUGGUUUUUCUCUUUUUUAUUCUUUUAGUUAAAAGUAUACGAGGGGUUUCAGCCGUGAGGGGGGAAAAAGACGGACCGUAAUGGUACGAAAUCUUACUGCUUACAGAAGCUUCCAGCAUGUGAGGGUGAAGGUCUUGUCUUUUAAGUGUUGCAGUAAACAUUCUAGCACUCCUGACCAGAGGGGGCGAGGUCACGAGAGACACUGUGUCACCACCACUACACUGGCGCGAAGCCUCGUCCAGACGGGAUCUUCAGGUGUGCUUGACUGUGCCCGGCCCUGCGCGGCCGGGCAGUGGCUGCUGGAUGACCCGUGUGGACUAGCAAUAACCACAUGUGGUGAAUUCAGCUUUGUCCAAAGGAGAGCUUAAAAUCGAGUAUGUCCUGUUUCCUAGUUCAGUUUUAGGAAAGGAAAACACGAGCAAAUUCAGAAAGGAAGAAAAUGUUAACUGGAUUCCUACUGAAACCAGGUCAAAACGCUCACCCUUCCCCAGCCCGAGACACCUGUGCCACAGAACAAAGACACCAGGCGUUUAAAUCAAAGCCUUUUUCCUGAUUAACUGGCAAAGGCAGAGGCCAAUGUAAAGAAAGAAAAAACAUUUUUAAGAACUGAGAAGAUUGUAAAAAUAUAGGGCAGAAGGGGGAGGCAGCGUGGUGAAGUGGGCUGUGGCCUGCGCUGGAGGCUCUGUGGGCAGGUCUCUGGGCCCAGGGCCCUUGGCACAUCCCUCGGCCCAGCCGGCUGCUUAGCUCGACAACCAUGGCCAGCCUAGGGGAGCUGCGCUCAGCUUCCUUUGCGUUCUAGGGGGCCGGGCUUUUUAUUCAGCCAAGGCUGGGGGACUGAGGCCUGGAUGCCUGUUGAAGUUACCCAGCCUAAACAUUUAGGCUUUUAUGUUGCAAAGGACUCAAGUCAAUAGUAAGGUUUAGUUUGGUUUUAAAAACAAUAAACCUGCCAGGGGCCAACAGGUCACCGAUUGCGCAGCAGCGAGUCUUUUUAAGGACAGAAAGGUGAUAGAUAGUAGAGGGACACUACAGAGAGAAUUCGAGCCUGGGAGCUGGCAAAUGUAUUAGAAUAGUUACAGCAUCAGGUCCAGCAGCUUGGGCAGGUCAGGCUUGCCUGCCUCAGAGCUGUGUGGCCAGUGUGCGUGACCUGCUCUGAUCCCCACCCAACACUAACCAGGGUCAGCACAGGGCCUGGGGUUGCAGUCUGCUUCUUGGGCAGCAUGAAAUUUGUUUUCAAAAGGAGCACUACAGUAUCACGGGGGUGGUGGGGCCAGGUCGGGCCGAGUGGCAGCAUGGUCUCCAUAGAGAAAGCACGUUCCCGAGUCCACUGCAGGACGGAAGCACACGGGCCUCCCAGACAGGACUUUGAGGGAUUUUUAAAAAGCUUUUGACAGGGUUCUGCCAUAAAGUCUACAGAAAUUGUUAGUGUAGCAUUGGAAGAAGUACCUAGUCACGAGUAAGAAAAUAAAUCCAAAGGCAGGAGACAGAGGUCGUUUCUUGGGUCAGGAGGUUUUUAAAGGCUUCCAUGAGCCGAGUGCCAGGCCCAGCCGUGGGCAGCCAGUGGGCGGCCGUGGCCUCCCUAGCUUGGUCAGCAGAGUGUUUCAGCUGCUGGGGAUUCUUAACCAGGCUCCGUGGGCGCAGAGAGAAGCGAUAGGUCAACUGCUGUGUUUGCCUUGUGGAGGGGAAAGGGGCCAGCUCUUCCGAGCAGGGAAUCUGGGAACCGCUGACACGGAUGGUGAGCCCACUGUGCAGCUGUGGUCCAAGAGGCUGGCACAUCACGGGGCAAAAUCAGGACGACAGGACGCGAAACUCUAGACCCUGGGCUGUCCCCAUUUGCCACAGCCCGUGUAGUUUCUAGAGGUUUUGUCACAAAAGGCCAAAGUCUUAUGGUUGUGCAGGAGGGGGUGGCUGAUACAGCGGCCGCGAUGAGGGCGUCCCCGUGAGCUGGGCUGUAGGGGUUCAGACUCACAGUUCCGAAUGAAAACUUGGGUGUUUCUGUGUAGAGAAUAUAGCAUGUGCUGUGACUAGCCAGUGGGAGUUUGUACCAAAUACUAGAACAUGCCACUUGAAGCCAGAAAGAACGGAAGAAUGAGUGAGAGGAAGUGCCACGUGGAGCGCCGAGAGAUGGGAGGAAGCCGUGCAGGUUAAGGAGAGUGUGGGCGGUGCGGAGGCUUGCUCCGGAGCCACGGCCCAGGCAGAGGGCCACCCAGCCUCGCUCAGAGGGGUCCUAGGCCGAGCCCGAUCCCACCCACGUCUCCUGCGGGGAAGAGAGGGGCUCAUGGAAUGACCCCCAUCAGCGCAGCUACCUCUGCUCCUUUCCACUCUGGAGGUGUACGCUGGAAACUGAUCUCCAGCCCCACCACAUCUGUAUGUGUUUCUGCCCAGACUUCUGUAACUCGAGCCCUCCCUUCCCUUCCCUACCCCUCCCCGGUGUGGCAGAGGAAUUGGUUGCCCUCAGUGACGCUUUUCUGUAUAGGUGAAAGUAAGUGUAGGUCGGGGCCCGGCCCCAAGGCUGCUGCUGUGACCCUUGUCACCAUGUGGCUCGUGUCCCCAUCAGGACUCUCUGACGUGUGCAGGGAGAGUGGGUUCCCGUCUUUUCCAUGCCGUCCUCCGGUCUGUACGUGCUCACCUGAGAGGAGAGGGCCUGUGGCAACCAGGGAAGCCUGCCCGGGGUAGUGAGCCCCUGCACCCGCCACUGCAGAGGAGCCCUCUGCCCCCCUUCCCUUCCCUUCCCCACCGAGUUGUCCGUCUGGGAUGAGUAGGCCAGUUGAACCGUUGGAAUAGAUGUUUUAGAGGAGACCCCUGAGAGUUUGAGACCCACCCCCCAUCACCCCCUCCUCCCUUCCCCACCUCGCUACAGUGUUUGGACAGGAGGGUACGGCGCUGCUGGAUGCAGCAGAUACUCUGGCUGAUCAAAGAGGCAGCCGGGCAUUUUGCACUAGGAAGAAUCAGUGAUCACUUUUCAGAAGACUUCUAUGGACCAUAAUAAGUAUAUUACGGAGGAACAGAUUUUGUUAAGACGUAAUCUAGUUUUGUAACUCAAUUAUGGAUCAACCACAUGUGGCUAACUUGCAGUUUAAAGGGAUCCCAUCAGUGAAAAAAAAAGAUUUUUUUUUAACUGACUGCUUUUAGUUAAAUUUGAGAAAGUCCUCUUGUCAAAAGGUUUAAACCUUCCCGCCUUGAUCUUAGAAGCAUGUCAAACAAUCCACGUCAGAUGCCAUAAACAAGAACUGCGAGAGAAAAUGGUACAAUCUUAGUAAAUGGGAAUUGGAAUCAAAAGGGUUUGCUGUCCUUCUUAGAAUGUUCUAAAAUGUCAAGGCAGUUGCUUGUGUUUAACUGUGAACAAAUAAAAAUCUAUUGUUUUGCACUA